Molecule: messenger RNA, 2590 nt
Organism: Alosa sapidissima (American shad)
Lineage: Eukaryota; Metazoa; Chordata; Actinopteri; Clupeiformes; Clupeidae
Gene: tsr3
Product: TSR3 ribosome maturation factor
Exons: 8
Coding region: 430-1320 (296 amino acids)
Biological process (GO): maturation of SSU-rRNA
Molecular function (GO): rRNA small subunit aminocarboxypropyltransferase activity
Source: RefSeq, a predicted model, not a curated record
UGCUCAGUGAUAGCUGGCAGUGACAUCCUCAACGUGACUCUCCACAAGUUAGCAAGAAAAAGGAUAUGUGGAGAUGAGUUGUUGCCUGUCUUCGCUACUGUACAACAGAAACACAUGAUAAAACAAGAUCAGUGUCGAUAGUGAAUCGUAUGUUUGCUGAACAUGGAAUUGACUCUUAAUAGUUCCCUUGUGUUUCAAAAUGGCAACCUAGCUGUGCUUAGGUAGCUAACUUGUUUAGCUACUUGUUCGAACUUCUUCAAGCUCUGCAUACUGCAUACAUACCACUGGCCAGUGUAAGAGGACGGGUUUUGAUUUGCCAACGUAGAGGACUUAUUUUGGCUGGCAAGCUCGGGGGCUACACUUUCGGUUGCAGUGGUCGAGAUAGCUUUAACGUUGUUGAUUGAGUGGGGAUAUUGAAAGAGCUUAAGAAUGGGAAAGAAAAAAGCAGGGAAGAUGGAACGGUCUGGGAAUCGGGGGAAAGAUACGCGACACAAGAUGAAGGGGAAAACAUUGGAGACCUUCACUGAGGAGAUGCAUCACGCCUUGCAAGCCAGUGAGGAGGCACACGCGGAGGGGGCAGAGGUGGUGAAGCUGCCAUGCCCGUUGGCAAUGUGGGACCUGGGCCACUGUGAUCCAAAGCGCUGUACAGGCAGAAAGCUGGUGCGCAAAGGCCUGGUGCGUGGGUUGCGUCUCAACCAGCGCUUCAAUGGCCUAAUCCUCAGUCCCAUGGGCACCAGAUACGUCACCCCUGCUGACAGGGAGAUUGUUGCUCAGAGAGGCCUUGCGGUCAUCGACUGUUCGUGGGCUCGAUUGGAGGAUACUCCCUUUAAUAAGAUGAUUGGUGCUCACCCACGACUGUUGCCCUAUCUUGUCGCUGCCAAUCCAGUCAACUAUGGUAAACCCUGCAAGCUGUCUUGUGUAGAGGCUUUCGCUGCCACUUUUUGUAUCGUGGGUUUUCGGGACCUAGCAGUGUUAAUUCUCAAGAAGUUUAAAUGGGGAAAUGUAUUCCUGGACCUUAACCAAACCAUACUGGAACGCUAUGCAGCUUGCCAGUCAGAAGAGGAGCUGCUGGCUGUGGAAAAAGAAUACCAAACCUCAGCCCCCCAGGAGGAAGAUGAACUAGAUCCCUUUGAUGUAGAAUCAGGCAGAGAAUGUAUGAAUCUGAAUCGGCCCAUGAGGAGAGAUGAGGAUGAGUGUGAUGAAGCCGAGACAUCUGAAGAAGAAGAAGACCAAGAGGAGGAGGAGGAGGAGGGAAAAGUUAGCCAGACAACCAAAGAGAUUUGUAAUGCUUACUGCCUCACCAAUGAGACAAGUUCAUAGCACCAGAGCUCGGAUCACUGUUCAGCAACAGAGGCUUCAGUGGUCUGUAUUGUGACUAAAUUUGCUGCAGUACUUCUGUCAAUCAAGCUAUUGGGGCAAUGGCAGACUGAUUUACAGAAUGUCUAUUGUUUGUAAUUGUUACAUUUGAGACCAUCUUUGGUCUUCUUGCGCCCCUCAAUCUUAGCAUUGUGGCUAUAUCAAGUGCCCCCAGCAGACUGCCGUGCCCUAUAAAUAGUAUUUUGUACAUACAUUUAACAUAUUUUAAGGUCACUUUGCUGCACAGAUUACCAACAAAUGAUAUCACAUGAACUUCAACUUACAAUUAAUCUACUUAUUUACUUGUUACUUAUUUAAUAAGAAACACAUAACCAUUCAUGUGGUCUGCCUUUAAGCGUAACAUAUUGUAGUUUCUUUACUCUUGUUUUGUUUACAGAUGUAAAUACUGAUAACAAAAGGGACCAUGAUCGGCCAAUUAUUAUCUCCUAGUGACUUGUAUUGUAAGGAGAAAAAAAAGGAAAAAUUAAGUCGAGGCAUCGGUGACAGACAAAAUGCCUGAAAAAAAGUGGUUGAUGGAAACAGACGGAUGGGUGUAAAGUUCUGUAAAAUCAUGGAUGGCAUUCCAAUACUAGAGGGCUGUACUAUGAAGUGAGAUAACUGGUAAACUCUGGUAACUUUGGGAGUAACCGCUGAUCUUUAUAAGAACACAGCACUGAGCAGCUAUUGUUUCUAAAGUAACGUGUUUGGAGAUAAGCGGUCACUCCUGAAGUUACCUGGGUAAGCAAGUAACCUUGCUUUGUACAUACCCCUCAGGACUAGACAGAAUUCUGUGCUCUCAGAUUUUGUAAUGGUAAAGGGUUGUUAUAUGGCAUACUAUGUGAGACUGUAAAGAGAUUAAGCUGUGUUAAUUCUGCAUUUCUUAUUGGUUUCUGGCAAAAAAAUUGUUUUAAUUGUUUAGUAACAUUUUUUCACUUCCAUAUAGACGUUCAGUCUCUUGUUAGUGUCUCACUGACAGGAUGCAGUAAAUGCACUACACACACUUUGCACGUCACAGAAAUAUUCCACGUACAACUUUGAAGACAACAUAGCCUAUUUCCUUAGACAGCGUACCUUGCUGGGAUGACUGUUUGUACAUAACUUUUCUAUGUAUUGAAACUUACCAAACUAUCCUCCAAUGAAUUAAGCUGAAUGUCUGUUUUAUAUAUUCAGGCAAACUUGUAGCUGAACACAAACUGGACUGUUAUAUGCUAUAAAAAAUUUCCACGUUGGUAAA